Molecule: messenger RNA, 737 nt
Organism: Capsella rubella
Lineage: Eukaryota; Viridiplantae; Streptophyta; Magnoliopsida; Brassicales; Brassicaceae
Exons: 4
Coding region: 70-372 (100 amino acids)
Biological process (GO): endonucleolytic cleavage in ITS1 to separate SSU-rRNA from 5.8S rRNA and LSU-rRNA from tricistronic rRNA transcript (SSU-rRNA, 5.8S rRNA, LSU-rRNA); endonucleolytic cleavage to generate mature 3'-end of SSU-rRNA from (SSU-rRNA, 5.8S rRNA, LSU-rRNA); translation
Cellular component (GO): cytosolic small ribosomal subunit; ribosome
Molecular function (GO): structural constituent of ribosome
Source: RefSeq, a predicted model, not a curated record
GAAGCGAAUCAUCCCAACUAGCAUCAAUAAUCCAUGGUUAAGUUCUUCCAUACUAGCUGAAAGGUUUAAAUGGAACACAACUUGGACGCUAGGGUUUUUGCUCCACGGCUUGGCUUGGCUUGCCAGUUUUGUUCUGUCGUCGCCAAUUGCUACUUCUGCUUUAACUGCAACUUGCCAAUUUUAAUCUCCAAAAGAUGCAGAACGAAGAGGGUCAAGUCACUGAGCUUUACAUUCCAAGAAAAUGCUACUAACAGGUUGAUCACAUCAAAGGAUCAUGCUUCUGUGCAGCUCAACAUUGGUCAUCUCGAUGCUGAUGGAAUCUACACUGGUCAAUUCUCUACCUUUGCUCUCUGUGGUUUUGUCCGUGCUUAGGUUUGUAAAGUCAGCUUCUUGAUCAUUAAUCUUAUUAUGUACAGAAACUUGUCUAACUUUAAAAUUGGUUCUGGAUCAUUGUGUUUGAGCAGAACUGAUCAUGUAAUGUUUUUUUGUUUCUACUUGACAUUGUUAGCACUUUCUUGAAACGAUGUAGGGUGAUGCUGACAGUGGAGUAGACAAGCUAUGGCAGAAGAAGAAGGUUGAAGCCAAACAACAGUAAGACCUUAGAAGCUUGUUUUCUGGUUUCUAGGUUUUUUUGGAAAUCUAGAUGUGAACUUGUAUCUGGUUUUUUAUAUUUCUUGUUCCUGCAAAGAUAAAUUUGGUUUGAAAGAUGAUGGAAUGAAAUGUUUGGUUCUUGUUAA